Molecule: messenger RNA, 453 nt
Organism: Gloeophyllum trabeum ATCC 11539
Lineage: Eukaryota; Fungi; Basidiomycota; Agaricomycetes; Gloeophyllales; Gloeophyllaceae
Exons: 2
Coding region: 1-453 (150 amino acids)
Source: RefSeq, a predicted model, not a curated record
AUGGCUUCUCAAUCCCGAACAGAUGCGAUACUUCCUAUGACAGACGAAUACAUGGAGCAGAUCGUCCGCAAGGAGAAAACCUACGAGUUCAGACGCUACCGCAUCAACCCCUCCGUCCAGCGGGUCUGGUUCUACGUCAACGCGCCCUUCUCGCACAUUGCUUACAUAUGUGAGAUUGACCCUGCACGUACCAGGAACGAAGGCGACGAGCCGCUUCCCGAGAACGGCCUGGGGAAUAGGGAGUUCAAUGAACGCCACAAGGAUUGGGAGGGGUAUGAUUAUGCGUACGGAGUGAGGAGCGUGCGGAAGUUGAGGGAGGUGAUACCCCUGAAGAGGAUGCAGUCCGAUUUUGGUGUGCGGUGUGCGCCUAGAGGACUCAUCUAUACGCCCACGAAGAUCUUAGCGGAGGUACCUUGGACUCUUCGAUUCCAUCUACUUGUGAGACGAAAGUGA